GUAACACGCCAUCUUCCGGCAAUCCGCGACCAUUUGCAAGUCAUUGUCGGCAAUUUUCCAUAUUAUUAGUUUUCUAACAACUUAAAUAAAUAUGCGGCUCAACAUUACGUCUGCAGCCGGAAUAAUAGCUCUACUAGAUGAGCCAGAGCAUCAAGUUAAGGAUUUUGCUCUGAAAAAACUUGAUCAAGUUGUAGAUCAUUUCUGGCCCGAAAUAUCUGAGUCUGUGAGCAAAUUAGAAAUGCUAUAUGAAGAUGAAACGUUUGUCCAUCGUAAACAAGCUGCCUUAUUGACGUCGAAAGUGUAUUAUCAUUUGGGGGCUUUUGAAGAUGCUGUUGCCUUUGCAUUGGGAGCAGAUAAUCUAUUCGAUGUUAAUUCCACUUCCGAAUAUGUAGAAACAAUGAUAACUAAGUGUAUAGAUCAGUAUACAAAACUGCGCCGUCAUAAUUAUGAGUCAAAUGAGAAGAAAGAUAUUGAUCCGAAACUUGAGGGUAUUGUUAACAGAAUGUUUGAAAGAUGUCUUAAACAUAGCCAAUUCAAACAAGCAAUUGGUAUUGCCUUUGAAACUUACCGAACAGAUGUAUUCGAACAGGCUGUCUCUAAAAGUGACGACAUGAAAGAUAUUCUUACGUUUUCCCUUAAAGUGUGUAUGUCAUUAAUCCAAAAUAGACAGUUUCGUAAUACAGUCCUGAGAAAAUUAGUGGAUUUAUAUAUGGCUUUGAACAUCCCAGCUUUUAUCAACGUCUGUCAGUGUUUAAUUUUCUUGGGUGAUUCUCAAGCUGUAGCUGAUAUAUUGGAAAAACUGCUAGGAGGAAGUGAGGAAGACCUUUUAAUGGCUUAUCAGAUCUGUUUUGAUCUUUAUGAGAGUGCUACGCAGCAAUUUGUUCAGCAAGUUCAAUCAGCUUUAAAACCAACUCCAUCCGGUGAAGAGACAGAAGAAAGUGUUACAGUUACAAAAGAAAACACUGAGAAGCGUGAUAAACUUUUAAAUAUUCUAAGUGGAGAAAAAACUAUCGAAUUGCACCUUCAAUUCCUUAUCAGAAAUAAUCACGGGGAUAUGCUUAUCCUGAAGAACACAAAGGAGUCUAUUAGAAAUUCUAUUUGCCACAAUGCAACAGUUAUGGCUAAUUCUUUUAUGCAUUAUGGAACCACAUCUGAUCAAUUUUUGAGAGAAAAUUUGGACUGGUUAUCUAGAGCAACAAAUUGGGCUAAAUUUGCUGCAACAGCAAGUUUAGGCGUUAUACACCGAGGCCACGAAAAGAACGCCAUGCAAUUCAUGUCAACAUAUUUGCCAAAAGAAAGCGACUCAUCUUCGUCCUAUUCGGAGGGAGGAGGUUUAUACGCCUUGGGAUUAAUUCAUGCAAACCAUGGUGCGGCAGUAAUUGAUUACCUACUGCAACAACUAAAUAACUCUACAUCAGAAGUUGUGAAACAUGGAGCUUGUUUAGGAUUGGGUCUUGCUGCCAUGGGAACAGCUAGGCAAGACUUGUAUGAACAGUUAAAGUCAGCUUUGUACCAAGAUGAUGCUGUAACUGGUGAGGCUGCAGCUUUAGCCAUGGGUUUAGUUAUGUUGGCAACGAAUAACAGUUCAGUGAUUGAAGAUAUGAAAGGAUAUGCAAGUGAAACACAGCAUGAGAAAAUAGUUAGAGGGCUAGCUGUUGGAAUGUCUCUGACAGUUUACGGUCGCUUAGAAGAGGCUGAUGUUAUCAUAGCCGAUUUGAGUAUGGAUAAGGAUCCUAUUUUAAGAUGGUCAGCUAUGUACAUGAUCGGUUUGGCCUAUGCUGGUACUGGAAGUAAUGAAGCUAUAAGACGACUGUUGCAUGUAGCUGUUAGCGAUGUGAACGAUGAUGUCAGAAGAAUAGCUGUUACUUCAAUCGGAUUUAUCCUUUUCAGAUCAGCUGAUCAAUGUCCUAGCGUCGUGUCUCUAUUAUCAGAAAGCUAUAAUCCACAUGUCAGAUUCGGAGCUGCUCAAGCUCUUGGUAUUGCUUGUGCUGGAACUGGUCUGAAAGAAGCUCUUGCACUCUUAGAGCCAUUAACUAAUGAUCCUACAAACUAUGUUCGCCAAGGAGCUUUAAUAGCAUCAGCAUUAGUUCUAAUUCAACAAAACGAAACUACAUGUCCGAAGUCAGCAACUUUUAGGCAAAUGUAUUCCAAGGUAAUAGGAGAUAAACAUGAAGAUGUAAUGGCGAAAUUUGGUGCCAUUUUAGCUCAAGGAAUUAUUGAUGCUGGUGGUCGAAAUGUUACGGUAUCUUUACAGUCGAGAACAGGUCAUAUGUCUGCUCCUGCCGUAGUUGGCUUAUUAAUUUUCCAGCAAUAUUGGUAUUGGUAUCCCCUUGUUCACUUUUUAAGCUUAGCAUUCCACUCAACAGCACUUAUUGGAUUGAAUGCUAAAUUAGAUAUGCCUAAAUUGCAAUUUAAAUCUAACGCAAAAAGUUCGACCUUUGCUUAUCCGCCUAUGCUUGAGGAGAAAAAAGAUAAGAAGGGCGAGAAGGUUGAAACUGCUAUUCUCUCAAUCACGGCUAAGCAAAAGAAAAAGGAGGAAAAGAAAAAGACAGAAGAAAAAAUGGAAGUAGAUGAACCCGAGGUUAAAGAAGAAAAAGAAAAGGAAAAAGAGAAGGAAAAGGAGAAAGAGAAAGAGAAAGAGAAGGAAAAAGAAAAAGAGAAGGAGAAGGAGAAGGAUCGAGAAGUAAAGAAAGAAGCGAACCACGAAAUGUUGGACAAUCCAGCACGAGUUAUGAGAAGCCAAUUAGCCGUCAUGACUUUGCCUCAAAAUUCAAAAUAUUCGCCUUUGAAAAAUAUCUCUAUAGGGGGCAUAAUAAUGUUGAAGAACAAACGGGCGGAUGAACCAGAAGAGAUCGUAGAAAUGAUGGCCACAGGAGGUCCCAAGAAAGAUGACGAAGAGGAAGAACCUGCACCACCAGAACCUUUUGCUUGGGACGAAGAUUAA
This is a messenger RNA of Dimorphilus gyrociliatus, 2944 nucleotides long. The record is from the annotation of a GenBank genome assembly. NCBI's taxonomy places the organism in Eukaryota, Metazoa, Annelida, Polychaeta, Dinophilidae.